Ascoidea rubescens DSM 1968 is the source of this 1217-nucleotide messenger RNA. It is a transcript of the gene TIF34, whose product is annotated as translation initiation factor eIF3 subunit i. The record is from RefSeq and is a predicted model, not a curated record. Bases 171 to 1187 code for a protein of 338 amino acids. Gene Ontology annotation, cellular component: cytoplasm; eukaryotic translation initiation factor 3 complex, eIF3m. Lineage: Eukaryota; Fungi; Ascomycota; Saccharomycetes; Ascoideales; Ascoideaceae. Gene Ontology annotation, molecular function: translation initiation factor activity; RNA binding; protein binding. Gene Ontology annotation, biological process: cytoplasmic translational initiation. The transcript has 2 exons.
UAUCACCACUUUUUUUUCUCUCUCCAUAAAGAACGCUUUCUCAAUUUACUUCAAUUUUGAUCCUCCGAGCACGUGCAUUUUUGCGUUCUUUACCGCUGAUUUUUUUUAAUUUUGAAAAAUUUUUCUGUUUUUACUUCAGAUCAGUAAAAAAAACAAUAUAUACUUCCAAAAUGAGACCUAUUUUGCUUAAGGGCCAUGAAAGAGCCUUAACCCAAGUUAAAUAUAAUCGUGAGGGUGAUUUAAUCUUAACUGUUUCCAAGGAUAGUGUGGCCUCGAUUUGGUAUUCUUUCAAUGGCGAACGUUUGGGUACUUUGAAUGGCCACAUUGGUACUAUUUGGUCAAUUGAUAUUCUAAACGAUUCCUCUCUAGCUUUAACAGGUUCUGCUGAUUUCACUGCAAAGCUAUGGAGUGUUCAAACUGGUAAAAACAUUUUCACCUACCAAUACGAAACUCCUGUCAGAAGAGUCGAAUUUAGCCCUCACCAAAAUAACAAAGCUCUUUUAGUAACUGAUGAAGUCAUGGGUAUUGAAGGAACUAUCACAAUCUUAACCAUUAAUACUGCUGAACCAGAAAAACAAAAUAAAGAACCUCUAUUAAUCAUUAAAAAAAAGAAAUCCUUUUCUAAAAUAACAGUCGCGGGCUGGUCUUAUUUAGAUAAAUACAUUAUUGCAGGUCAUAAUGAUGGUUCUAUUUCUAAAUUCGACGCCAAAACUGGUGAAUUUAUUUCUUCGGUUAAAGAACAUUCUGGUGUCAUAACAGAUUUACAAUUCUCAAAAGAUAGAACUUAUUUCAUAACUUCUUCAAAGGAUAAAUCUGCAAAAAUAUUCGAUGUCGACACCUUAAAAUUAUUAAAAGUAUACGUUGCCGAUGCCCCAAUGAACUCGGCUUUAAUUACUCCUGUAAAAGAUUUUGUCGUAUUAGGUGGUGGUCAAGAAGCAAGAGAUGUCACAACAACCUCCUCGGAACAAGGCAAAUUCGAAGCAAGAUUCUACCAUAAAAUUUUCCAAGACGAAAUUGGUAGAGUUAAAGGUCAUUUCGGCCCCCUCAAUUACGUAGCUGUUCAUCCUUUAGGCAUUGGUUAUUCUUCUGGAGGAGAAGAUGGUUAUGUUCGUGUUCAUGUCUUUGAUAAGCCAUAUUUUGAUUUUCAAUACGACGUAGAACGUACUGCUAAUUCAACUAUAGUUUAAAUCUUCAAACAAAAAAAAAAUCUAUCUCAU